AUUCAAUAUUCGUCUUCUGCAGUUCCGUUGAUCGUACCUACUUUGAAUUUUAAUAAUAAUACUUAUUGAAACGAACGGAACAACAUGAACUAUGUAAAAGGACGAUUGUGUGAUGGAUGUCAAACUUUUGUUUUACUAAAUAGCUCACACAAAUGUCGCAGUUCUUUACUCGAUCAGUUUGAAAUAGAAAGUUCCCCGUAUAAUUCGUCAGAAGAUACACCUACACCAAUAGAAUUAAACAAGUAUAAAUUGAUCAAGUCCAAGAAUGAUGAACCAACCUUAUUGUUAAGCAACAAUUUACCAACAGUUAAUAAGAAAUUACAAAAUAAUACAGUUUCUUUAGCAAUGAGUAGUGAUUUUAAUGAUAUGUCGGCUUCAAAUGUUAACUGUACAAAGUCAGAAGAUGGUGUUGCUAAACAAGAUAUGUCAAAACUUAUUGAAAUAAUUGAAACAUGUGCACCUCUAUGGAACUUUAAAUUAUCCCUCGGUGAAAGAUCUGAUGCUAUCAAGGCUAACUUAUGGAAUAGUGUAUAUGUACAGUUUAACGGAAAAUAUUCAAUUUCUGCAUUGCAAAAAAGUUGGAAGUACUUAAAAGAAAAGUAUACCAGAGAGAAAAAAAUUCCACCUUCUGGCAGUGCGGCUAGUAAAAAAGAAUGGCCUCAUUUACGCAGUUUACAGUUUUUAGAUGAAGUAGUAUUAUGUAAAAAACGCACUACGGAUAGUAUUCCUAGUACUUGCGAAAAGUUUGAUACAGAUGAACCACCAAAACGGAAAAAAAAAUUAUUAAUGGAAGAUCACAUGUCAAUGAUAAUUGACGAGUUAAAAAAUAGCAGGCCAAUUCCUCCAACUCCCCCAAAACCUGAAGAAAUAAAUGAAGAUAGAGAUUUUUGUUCAUAUUUGACAAGACUUAUGGUAGGUCUACCAAGAAAUGCUAAACUCAGAUUACAACACACAUUCAUUAACAUGGUAUUUGAACAAAUUGAAUAGAAAAAAUUUAAAAUGCCUACCAAAAAAAAACUUAUGUGAUUUAAUUUUGUUUUACUAUGAUUUAAAUUUAGUUUA
Molecule: messenger RNA, 1062 nt
Organism: Myzus persicae (green peach aphid)
Lineage: Eukaryota; Metazoa; Arthropoda; Insecta; Hemiptera; Aphididae
Exons: 7
Coding region: 85-987 (300 amino acids)
Source: RefSeq, a predicted model, not a curated record